ACAGGCCUGGCAUGUACUGUAGGAUUUAGUUCCACCCUGUCUUUGGCCCACACUCCAGUGCAAUAGGUGGCGGUAAUGCUGCACCAUAACGUUGGAUGCCUAGCGACAAAAAAAUAAACAGCAGUAGAAUAAGUGUGCAUGAACGGUUGUGGAGUUGUCUGACGACACGACCCUCUACCGGUUUGGCAGUUAGCUGAAUUCUGGCUAAAUAGCUACAUUUCUUGGACGCAAGUUACAACCUCGCCCCCAAAAUGGCUGAGGUAGAGGAAACCCUCAAGAGAAUUCAGGGUCAAAAAGGGGUGCAAGGAAUCAUCAUUGUCAAUGCUGAAGGCAUCCCUAUCAAGACCACCCUUGACAACUCCAGCACAGUGCAGUAUGCUGGACUCAUUCACCAGUUAGUGAUGAAGGCACGUAGCACAGUUAGGGACAUUGACCCCCAGAAUGACCUCACCUUCCUCAGGGUCCGCUCCAAGAAGAAUGAGAUUAUGAUUGCUCCAGAUAAAGACUAUUUCCUCAUUGUCAUUCAGAACCCUUCAGACUGAGAGGAUCACCUCCAUCUCUUUGCCGUAUUUGUUUUUUUCUAUUUAAUGGCCAAAUGUUUAUUUUAUUGUUUUAGCAAAAUGAUAAGUUGUACAAUAAGCUUUUGGGAGCUUGAUUCAUAUCAUCAUGGGUGGGUUGAUUAUAUGUAUGUUCAUGUUUAAUCAUUGCAGUUCCAUCUCCCCUGUCCGAAACGCUCUUUAUUGGCACAUAACCUUAUAAAGGAUCGUUGACUGUCAUUUUGGGGCGAAGUCCUUAACUUUUACUUAUUUAUUUUUGGUUUUGAAUCCAAUAGGUUUUAACAAUAUUCUUUGUAAACGUUGAGCAGUGUAUAACACAUCUGCUUCAUCAUUUUAUGUUGGUACCUUGUAAGGACCGAUAAGAUCUAUACAAUAAACAUUUAUCAUACAAAAGA
This is a messenger RNA of Salmo salar (Atlantic salmon), 952 nucleotides long. RefSeq names its product dynein, light chain, roadblock-type 1 (gene dynlrb1). Gene Ontology annotation, biological process: microtubule-based movement. The record is from RefSeq and is a predicted model, not a curated record. Lineage: Eukaryota; Metazoa; Chordata; Actinopteri; Salmoniformes; Salmonidae. Gene Ontology annotation, cellular component: cytoplasmic dynein complex.